AUGCCAGCGUCGGCACAUUCACAGACGGGCUUUGUCGAAAUGGCCGCCACCGCCAGCCCCCAAAGCUCCGGAUCACAGUCCCCGCAGACGCAGCGGCGCGAGCUCGAGCUGCAGCGGAAGCGAGCCCGCGACCGCAAGUCCCAGCAGGCGAUGCGAGACCGCACCAAGUGGACGAUACACACCCUGGGCGAGCAGGUCGCCGUCCUGUCCACGGCCCUCGACCAGCGCACGCGGCAGCUGGCCAGCGCCGAGUCGAAGCUGGCCUUUGUCGAGACGGAGAACACCCAGCUGCGCACCCAGAACGCCGCCCUGCAGCUGAGCCUGAUGGGACGCAAUGGCGAGGGCGGCGACGUCGACGGCGCCCUGCCUUCGUCUGUCGUCUCCUCGGCCGCCCACCUUGCUGCUGGCUCGGGGCCUGGCGGGUUUGGGUCGCUGCCCACGCCUGUGUGGGAGCUGUGCCCUAGGAACACUCCGCCGACCUGCCUCGCAGACCACAUCUUCCAGUCCUUCGUCGAUGGCUCGCGCACGGGCGGGGCCCUCACGCCCUCCUCGUCCAACGAGGGCCGGAGCAGGAGUAUCAGCGUCGGCGCCGGCAAGGCCAACCUUCGCCCAAGCCUGAGCUGUCUGAUCGAUCAGAAGAGCCACUCGGACGAUGACGACAUCCACGCCGUCGUGGCCGACGUGCUCAAGACCUACAGGGAGAUUGAGGGGCUGCCGGAGCAGGUCGCCAUAUUCUCCAGCAUCUCCAUGCUGCUAAAGUGGAUGGUCCUCCUCGACCAGCAGAGCUGGGGUCUCCUGCCAAAUUGGCUCCGUCCCACUCAUAAUCAAAUUAGAACCCCUCACGCUGCGUGGAUCGACCGAGUGCCGUGGCCCCAGGCCCGCGAGUACCUGAUCAAACACCCGGAAAUCACGCUCGACGACUGGGCCGCCGUCUACAGCGCCGGGCUCAAGGUCAAUUGGCCGUACGACCCCUCGACGGUGCUGCUGGGCGCGUCAGUCAAUGCGCUGGGCACCUCGGGCAUCACCAUCAACCCCGUCUUCGAGGAGCACCUCCGCCAGCUCCGCCACUGGACCGUGGGCGACGGCUUCCGGAGACGCUUCCCUGAACUUGCCAGGAUCAUUGACCUGGACUGUGGGCCGCUCCCAGCAACCAUUGAAUGCCCACCCAUCCAGCAAAUGUCGCCCACCAGCAGCAUUAGCCUCCCUCAUCCUUCGCCCAAGUGA
Molecule: messenger RNA, 1224 nt
Organism: Clonostachys rhizophaga
Lineage: Eukaryota; Fungi; Ascomycota; Sordariomycetes; Hypocreales; Bionectriaceae
Source: the annotation of a GenBank genome assembly